CCGCCGGGACAAGAGCAGCAGGCCUACUCUUAUGACAGGCUCUGUCUCGCCGUAGAUAGCUUUCAGAAACGGACUAUUUACCAGCUUACGUGGCUUUAUCCUUUGUUUUGUUUUUAUUGAACGUAUUGCUGAACGUCUCUGUCAAAAAUGAAUACCAUGGACAACUUGGAGAAACAGCUGAUUUGUCCCAUAUGCCUGGAAAUGUUUACAAAGCCUGUGGUUAUUCUACCCUGCCAGCACAACCUCUGCAGAAAAUGUGCCAAUGAUGUUUUUCAGGCCUCAAAUCCAUAUCUACCUACAAGAGGGGGCUCAGUGACGUCUGGGGGCCGCUUCCGAUGUCCAUCCUGCAGGCAUGAGGUGGUUUUGGACAGACAUGGCGUCUACGGGCUGCAGAGGAACCUUCUGGUGGAGAACAUCAUUGAUAUGUUCAAGCAGGAGUCGAGCAGCAGCAGCAAACCAGCACCUGAGAGGAAGGAAGAGACGCCCAUGUGUGAUGUUCAUGAGGAUGAGAAGAUCAAUAUUUACUGUGUGACCCAUGGUGUGCCCACAUGCUCCAUGUGUAAGGUAUUUGGCGCUCACAAAGACUGUGAGGUGGCACCAAUCACCAGCAUCUACCAGACUAAGAAGACGGAGCUGAGUGACGGGAUUGCCAUGAUGGUUGGUAACAACGACAGGAUGCAGGGCAUCAUCAGUCAGCUGGAGGAAGCCUGUCGUGCUAUAGAGGAGAACGGUCGGCGGCAGAAGACUCUUGUGUGCGAGAAGUUCGACCAGCUGUACUCUGUCCUGGAGGAGAAGAAGAGGCAGAUGAGUCAGAAGGUGACGGCCGAACAGGAAGAGAAGUUGAACUAUAUCCGGGGCCUGACCAGGCAGUAUGGAGACCACCUGGAGGAGAGCUGUAAGGUCGUGGAGAAGGGGAUCCAGACUAUGGAGGAGCCAGAAAUGGCGUUAUUCCUAGAGAACACAAAGCCUCUCCUCAAAAAGAUCGCAGAAGCAUCGAGUGUAGCACAUUUAGACAAAGUUGAGCGUGGCUAUGAGAAAAUGGACCACUACAACUGUGACUUCAAGAAAGAGGGAAAGGCCCUGCGCAGCAUCGACUUCAUCCAAGACGAGGAUGAUGAGGAUGAAGAGGAUGAGGAUGGAGAAGCAGACGCUGAAGAAGGAGAGGGGGCACAGACUGUUUUGGGAGGCAGUGUUGUUACAUCCGCCUCCGACCAACCUUCUGUCCCCCAGCAGACAAACUCGUCCUCAAGCACAGCCAAGAGCGCAGCCUCGACCUAGCUGUCAGCCGCCCGCCCAGACUCAACCUUAACCAGGAGCAGGAUAAGUUUUGCUCUGACUAGAUGUUGAUUUCAGGUCAGUUGUGAUACGUUUGCUCCCCUGAUCGGGGAACACUGAGACAGAUUUAGAUCUAUGCCGAAGGGAAAGUUUGACUUGCUGAGGUAGAUCUAAAGAAAGAGACGGAAGUUUCAGUUCCUUUCUGCCUCUUUAUUGAGAUUGUGUUAGCUUGCAUCACUGCAUACUGAAGGAUCUUUUUUUUGUCUGGUUACAUACCAAUUUUGUUGUUUGAAUGUUUUUUAUUUCUUUGGCACAUUGUACGGCCAACAGUGUCUCAACCUUAUUUCCAGAACAAAGACAUGUUCAUACAUUUUUUAUGUAGGCGACCUUUUGCAAAUCACUGCUUAUACUGCAUCAUUAGAGAUCAUUACAAGGUUUUCCUGCCUGUCAUAUACUUUAUUAUGACCACUAUAACAUUAUGAGAAAGGUAGCAGAGUACGAAACUAUGACUGUGACAUUUCAGAUAUUCAUACAUGCAUUAGCCUGUAUUAUGUGUGGUGUUCUUUGUUGUGAAACACAGGUAUAUUUUCCUCUUAUGGAAAAAGCACCACGUUUGUCUCGUUAUGGUUUAAUAUAUAAUGUGUCAUUAAAGCUGAA
Molecule: messenger RNA, 1932 nt
Organism: Labrus bergylta (ballan wrasse)
Lineage: Eukaryota; Metazoa; Chordata; Actinopteri; Labriformes; Labridae
Gene: trim55b
Product: tripartite motif containing 55b
Biological process (GO): protein ubiquitination
Cellular component (GO): cytoplasm
Molecular function (GO): zinc ion binding; ubiquitin protein ligase activity
Source: RefSeq, a predicted model, not a curated record